UAUAAACUGGCUUCUUCCACUUUUGUAACUUGACCUCUACCAACGCGACAAAGGUUUAUAGAAUAAAAAUUCUAUAUCUUUUGAAUUGAUUCAUAGAAUCAUUCAACUUUUUUCUUUCUUUUUUCUUUCAUUCUUUUGAAAAAAGCUGUUCUUUUUUUAUCUCCACAAACUUCUUCUUUUGUUGUUGGAGCUUUCAUUCAUUAAUUUCUGGGUUUGCAUUUUUUCAUUUGACAUCCUAUCUUUUACUAUUCAUUUUUUUCUUUUUCUUUAUUUUCAACUUUGUAAUUCUUUUAUUUAAGUAUGAAUUUUUUCCAAUUUUUAGCUCAUUCACUCACCUUGCUUGCGAUCGGACGCGUCGUAAGCGCUAGCACUCCUCAUCUUGAAAUCCGCGGUAAUGCGUUUUUUAACAGUGAAACUAAUGAGCGUUUCUACAUUCGUGGUGUUGAUUACCAACCAGGUGGCUCUUCAUCAACUACUGACCCAUUGGCUGUUGUUGAGAAUUGCAAGCGUGAUAUCCCUUACUUAAAGGAUUUGAACAUUAAUACAAUCCGCGUUUACCAGAUCGACAACAUCGCUAACCACGAUGAAUGUAUGAAAGAACUCGAAGAUGCUGGUAUUUAUGUACUCUUGGAUUUGGCAACCUCAAAGAACUCCAUUUCUCGUUUGGACGCAGCUGCCAGUUAUAAUGCUAUCUACUUACAGGGCAUCUUUGCUAGUGUCGAUGCCUUUAAGGAUUACGACAACGUUCUUGGUUUCUUCGCUGGUAAUGAAGUUGCCAAUGAACCAAAGAAUGCUGCUACUACUACUUGGGUCAAGGCAGCUCUCCGCGAUACUAAAAAGUAUCUUAAGAAUAAUUCGAAGCGUCAAAUCCCUGUAGGUUACUCUGCAGCAGACGUUGCUGAGAUUCGUUUGCAGUGUGCUGACUUCUUUGCCUGCGGUGAUGACGCUGAAGCUCGUGCCGAUUUCUACGGUAUGAACAUGUACGAAUGGUGCGGUAGCGGCUCUAGCUUUACUACCUCUGGCUACGACCAACGUAUGAAAGAAUUCGCCAAUUAUUCUAUUCCUUUGUUCCUUUCUGAGUAUGGAUGUAACACUGUUAGUAAGGAAUCUGACGGUACCCCUGAUCGUCCUUUUGAUGAAGUAGAUGCUAUCUUUUCCGACAAAAUGUCUUCUGUCUUCUCUGGUGGUUUGGUUUACGAGUACUCUGAAGAGGGCAGCAAUUAUGGUUUGGUUACUAUCAACGGUGAUUCCGUCAAAACUAGCAAAAACUAUGAUACUUUGAAGCAAAAGUAUGGUAACGCUGCCAAAUUUAGCGGUGACAAUGGCUAUAACAAGAAUCCUCAGACUCUCAAAUGCCCACCCAACGACAAGGACUGGAAGAGCUUCCCUCUUCCCCCUACUCCUCGUGAAGCUGAACAAUUUAUUCAACACGGUGCUGGUCAACCCUUGGGUCUAAAUGCUCCUUCUAAUCAAGCAAGUGGUAGCAAUGGUACCGCUUUGGUUAGUGCUGGCCCUCAUUCUUCUUCCACUAGCGUGGACGUUGACGCCGUUGCCAUGACUCAAUCUCCUGAUAGCAGUUCUAGUACUUCUGGCUCUUCAACUGCUAGCGGCUUGACUAGCUCUGCUCCAGUUGCAGGUUCCAACUCCAACACCACCAGCUCUGGAUUUAACACUAGUACUGUCUCAGCUGCUGCUAAGUCCGGCUCUCACAAUGGUAGCCCUUCCUCUGCCCCUAACGUUCAAAUGGCCGGUUUUUCCAUUGCUGCUGUUCUUCUUGGAGCUAUUGCAUUCAUCAUCUUGUAAGGUGCUUUUAUCUUUUUUGUCUAUCUAUACAAGGCAUAUAUCAACGAACAUAAACUUGGCAUUUUUCGCAUUUCUUUUAUAUAGUGCAUUUUGCAUAGUCAUAACCAUAUAUAUUACGCAUAUUGCAUAUUUGAAUACAUUAUCUG
Molecule: messenger RNA, 1949 nt
Organism: Schizosaccharomyces octosporus yFS286
Lineage: Eukaryota; Fungi; Ascomycota; Schizosaccharomycetes; Schizosaccharomycetales; Schizosaccharomycetaceae
Product: cell wall protein Gas5
Exons: 1
Coding region: 301-1803 (500 amino acids)
Biological process (GO): fungal-type cell wall (1->3)-beta-D-glucan biosynthetic process
Cellular component (GO): fungal-type cell wall; cytoplasm
Molecular function (GO): 1,3-beta-glucanosyltransferase activity
Source: RefSeq, a predicted model, not a curated record